AUGGUUGCACAACACGCCGAGCCUCGAUACGCGGACCCCAUCUAUCAAACCGCCCACGACAACACCUACGACAAGCCCAUCAUCCAGGGCAUCCCGGAAGUCCUGCCACCGGGGGUUUCUCAGGCAGACUUCGACAGCGCGCUGAAGCAGAUCGCCGCAACUCUCGGGGAGGACGCCGUCUUCCGUGGCGAGAGGCUGAAGGAAUAUGUAGAUCCAUACGAGAUCCCGGAGGGCGGGCACGAGAGGAAGGUUCCCGGGGCUGCUGUCUGUCCAUCCUCGGUUGAGGAACUGCAGGCUGCUCUGAAGGUGGUCAAUGAAUUUAAGAUCCCGGUGUGGACGGUGUCCCGCGGCAAGAACCUGGGGUAUGGAGGCCCUGCGCCUGUCGUGAAUGGAUCCGUUGUGAUGGAUCUCCAUCGAAUGAAUAAAGUCCUCGAGGUCAACGAGAAGUUCUCCUAUGCAGUGGUGGAGCCCGGUGUCACGUUUGGUGAUCUCUAUACCUACUGCGUACAGAGAAAGCUCAAGGUCUGGCCUAGUACCGCAUCUCUAGGCUGGGGUAGCGUGGUCGGAAAUACACUGGAUCGAGGAAUGGGUUUCAUUCCUUCUGGGAUUCACCAUGAGAACAUCGCCGGGCUCGAAGUAGUACUCGCCAACGGAGACGUCGUCCGCACUGGUCAAUUCGCGAUGACUUCGUCGCCAUCAGCACAUCUGACCCACCUUACCUUCGGACCUUCUAUCGACGGGCUGUUCCUUCAGAGCAACCUUGGUAUUGUGACCAAACUGGGAAUCCACAUGACACCUCAGCCUCAGGCGUAUAUGCCUUGUACUUUCGAUAUGCCCGAUUUUGACGAUAUUGAGACCAUAACCGACCUAUUCGGCGAGAUGCGCCGCAACAAGACCUUACCGACAAUAGUCUACGUCUUCAGCCUGAUCGAGUGGUCCGCCAUUUACGGCCAGCGGCACAAGUACUGGACGGGCGAGGGCCCCAUCCCGGACUGGAAGAUCAAGGAGAUGCAGCAGGAGCUAGACACAGGGUUCUGGACCGUCAAGUGGGGCUUCUACGGCCCCAAGGACGUCAUCCAGGCGCAAUACAACGAGGUGCAGCGCGUCGUAUCCAAGGCGGCGCCCAAGGGCCGCCUGAGGAACACCCUCUUUGCCGGCGGCGAGGAGGCCCAGCUGCUCGAGGCGGCGUCGGUGCCCCAGCCGUACGGCGGGAUGUUCGUCGGCGUCCCGAGCAUGUUCUCCAUCCCAAUGGUGGACUUCUACAACCCCAAGGAGGGCGGCGGGGUCGGCGCCCACGGCGCGUACUCGCCCAUCGUCCCGCUGGACGGCAAGACGAUGAAGAAGUGGGUCACGGCGGCCCGCAGAGUCUACGAGUCCCAGGGGCUGGACCUCUGCUGUGACUACUUCAUGCACGAGCGCCACGCCGUCUUCGUCUGCAUGCUGUGCUUUGACAAGACCAACGCCAAGCAGCGCCAGGCCAUUGAGAAUGUGUUCAAUGGGCUGUUUGAGGAGGGUACGAAGCUGGGUUUUGCGAAGUACCGUUCUCACAUCCACCACAUGGACCAGGUCGCGGAGCUUUUCGACUUCAACAACCACGCGUAUCGCAGAUUCGUUGAGACCAUCAAGGACGCGCUUGACCCCAAUGGCGUACUUUCUCCAGGAAAGAUGGGCAUCUGGCCGAAGAGAUUCAGAGAUCAGGGCUGGAAUUCGGCGAAGAACCGCAGCGAAGCCAAGCUCUGA
Messenger RNA from Diaporthe batatas, 1740 nucleotides. RefSeq lists its product as uncharacterized. Gene Ontology annotation, cellular component: mitochondrion. Gene Ontology annotation, molecular function: D-lactate dehydrogenase (NAD+) activity; FAD binding; D-lactate dehydrogenase (cytochrome) activity. Bases 1 to 1740 code for a protein of 579 amino acids. The transcript is spliced from 7 exons. The record is from RefSeq and is a predicted model, not a curated record. NCBI's taxonomy places the organism in Eukaryota, Fungi, Ascomycota, Sordariomycetes, Diaporthales, Diaporthaceae. Gene Ontology annotation, biological process: lactate catabolic process.